AUGGCUGCGCUCAAGCAAGACACGGUCCCUUCGAGGGCUCGCCAGUCGCGGAACUAUGUCACCCCUAAGAGUGUCAUUCUUGGCUUACUUUCUGCAUCACCAAUGGUUGUUUCGGCUCAAAGUUCGAACUGUAUAUCUUUAAAGGAUUCAAAAGCUUGCCCAGCAUUCGCAUCCGCAUCCAUCUCUACUGGAGAUAGUCUGCUUGAGUUCUUCCCUUUCUUGCGAUAUGUUUCCGACAGAGCAUCUUUCGAUAGCCAGCUUUCGGAUUAUGUGCAGAGAGAUUAUGUCCAGAGGCAAUAUCAAUCUUUGUUCGGAUGCAGCAAUCUUGACUUGACUAACACCAGCGACUUGUAUGCUCGCUUCACCACCACCGUGUUAUGCAAUUCCAUUGUUCAGAACUCUAUUGAGCCCUGUGGCCUGUCAGCAUCGCAGUCGCGACCUCUUUGCGCCGACAGUUGCGCUGAGUAUGCCCAGAGCGAGGCUUAUUUAACAUCAGACGACGAGCUCUGUUCGAACCCGUCAAGCAAUCUGCUUCAGCUGAUCAGAGCAGACUUCACGAAUUGUGCCCUUCCUGGUGGCUCUCUGGACAGUAAGACAUGUAUUCCAGCAAUCGAGAACGAGUCACAGAACUGUGGCUACGGCAACAGCACCGUGGGACUCUGUACCUAUUGUGGUUCAGGCGGUCUUAACUCGACCGACACUUGCUGUUACAACUCAAAUGCCGAGGAACGAUGCAAAGAUGUCAAAUUACCGACUUUGACCGCCACCAUGACAUUUACCCGAGUAUCACCAACAUCUUCGGCUACUGGAUCAAGCACUGCAGGUAGCGGAAAUGACAACUCCGACGAAGAUGACGAUGAAGGAGGAGGAGGGGGUCUUAGCGGCGGAGCAAUCGCUGGUAUCGUUGUUGGCGUCCUUGCCGGUCUCGGUUUGCUUGCCCUUGGCCUCCUGUUGUGCCUCAGAAGGAGACGACGACCGAGCAGUCCCAAGGGAAGCAUUUUCAACCAGCCUUCGCCGGCCCGACAAGGUGGAACAACCAUGGCUCAAGCAGCGCCCUCAGCCGCCCCUCAAGGAUACGAAGUUCUUCCCGGUGGACGUAUAGCACGGAUGUCUGCUCUCGAAGGUCAUUCUGGCGAUUCACCUUCUCAUCAUCGCGACACUUCAUCAGCCGCCGGUGGUAUCGGUGCUGUAGGCACAUAUCCACGCAGGGAUCAUUCAUCAUCUGACGAGUUCACGUCAAGCCCACCCUCAUCAGAAACGCGUGGCGGAGUCCUUCGCCCACCACCGACUAAACCUCGACGACACGGCUCACUCUCAAGUAGUUCGGCCCUUGGCAGCUCUGGCGUCGCUAGCCAGCAAUCCGAGCAGUUGCCAUUUUUCAAGGACUACUAUUCUCAGGACGACAUUCACCCCGGUGACCGAAUAGCUGUUCUUUGGGCUUAUCAACCACGGGCAACCGACGAAUUCGCCUUGGAACGGGGAGAUAUGCUCAAGGUUGUGGGCAUAUGGGACGAUGGUUGGGCGACAGGUGUGAUGCUCAACGAGCGAGCAGAUGAGUGGGAGGCUCGACGACAAGCUCAACGCGAUAGUGGCGUCUCGAACGCGUCGGGACGCCGCGAUAGCUCCCCUGCUGCAGAGGGCGAAAUAAAAGCAUUCCCUCUGGUUUGUGUCUGUCGCCCCGAACACUGGAGGAAGACAAUUGAGGGUGAUGGAUCAACGGAAACUGGUUCCAAUGGCUUCAAUGCUCACUCAUCAUUCUCAUGA
Molecule: messenger RNA, 1764 nt
Organism: Fusarium fujikuroi IMI 58289
Lineage: Eukaryota; Fungi; Ascomycota; Sordariomycetes; Hypocreales; Nectriaceae
Product: related to SH3 domain protein
Exons: 4
Coding region: 1-1764 (587 amino acids)
Molecular function (GO): protein binding
Source: RefSeq, a predicted model, not a curated record